This is a messenger RNA of Talaromyces amestolkiae, 579 nucleotides long. RefSeq lists its product as uncharacterized. The record is from RefSeq and is a predicted model, not a curated record. The transcript is spliced from 4 exons. The coding region runs from base 1 to 579 and encodes 192 amino acids. NCBI's taxonomy places the organism in Eukaryota, Fungi, Ascomycota, Eurotiomycetes, Eurotiales, Trichocomaceae.
AUGAAGUCAUUUCUGACACUUCUUCCUGCACUCUUUCUUACUGCUUUGGGUUCUCCCAUCUCAGAGGACUUCAGCAAGAGAAAUGAUCGUGGCUCUGAGACCGUGUCUGGCAUCGGCGCUCAUAAGACUGCCAUCUUGAAUGCCGGUGGAAAUACACUCGAUCUUGCUAUCGCCAUGCUCGAAAUCAAAACCAUGAACACCGCCGACUACCCCUACGGCGACGGAAAGACUUAUGAUGCCGCCAAUUUUGGUCUGUUCAAGCAGAACUGGGGCAUGCUUCGCGUAUGCGCCUCUCGCUACGGAUUCCAAGGGCAGUCUCAGGAUGACUGGAACAAUGGCGCGAGGUUGAACUCGGAUGUCUAUGCCGAUGUCGCAUCUCGUUGGGAUUGUCAGGGAUACUAUGGCUAUGACAAGUGGUUUGGCGGUCAUCGUGAUGGAGCAACUGGCCUGGCUAAUCCUUAUACCCAGGAUAUCACCAAUUACAAAAAUGCUGUCGAGUGGAUCCAGCAACAGAUUGAUAGUAACGACCAGUACAAAUCGGAUGAUACCCGGUUUUGGGUCGAUAUUCCUCCUAUUUGA